AUGUACAAAGCAAGGGCUACCUGGAGGAGGAGGAGUGGUCCCAGCUCGGCAUAUCGGACUGCCAGGCCGAAGGAAGCGCUCCCACCGAGGACCGGUCGCUGCCCUCUGGCUGGGAUGCGGACCUUGCGCCAGAAGAGAGCCAAGCAGUUCUCCAGGAAGCUCGAGAGGUGGCUGCACGACUCACCAACUCCCUCUCCGAGCGUGGCGCUGGGGAGGCCGACCCGGAUGAGGUUUUCGGCUGGGCUCUCCGUGUGGUUCUGA
Molecule: messenger RNA, 261 nt
Organism: Symbiodinium sp. CCMP2592
Lineage: Eukaryota; Dinophyceae; Suessiales; Symbiodiniaceae
Source: the annotation of a GenBank genome assembly